Molecule: messenger RNA, 2151 nt
Organism: Penicillium verhagenii
Lineage: Eukaryota; Fungi; Ascomycota; Eurotiomycetes; Eurotiales; Aspergillaceae
Exons: 3
Coding region: 1-2151 (716 amino acids)
Source: RefSeq, a predicted model, not a curated record
AUGGCAAUGGAUAUGGGCUUCUUGCCCACUAUUAAAUGCUCUAGUUGUGGGAACAAUGUUGAGAUCUUCUCUAUGGGGGACCAUGUGUGUGCCCCGGUCUUUCGUGCCCCUUUUGCACCUCCAUCACCACCCCCAUCUGCGGGGUUCGACUCCCCAGACCGAUUAACGGCUGCCAUGGCUGCCAAACCUGGUCGGUCUGGGGUUCCCCCCGAAUUGACCCGUCUAUCGCAAGUAUAUCGUGCAUUCCUACAACCGAAUAUACCAACACCGGCGAGCAGUGUGCAUGCGCCAUCGCCUCUAUUGGCGUCGGCGCCUCGCUCUCCAUUUCAGUCAUCCCCCCAUGGCGAGGUAUCCCCGGACGAUGAAUCUGUGAUCAAUUUGGACUCGGUGUUCUCCUUCCCCAUGCCAGGGAAUCGAUCGCCGGCUCGUAUCUCCACCCCGGCAUUGCUAGGUCUAGCACCAUCUCGAUCUGUGGCAACCCCAUCUCCACGAUUAGGAGGCGGCCUGGACCUGGCGCCAGAAAAUGUACAGCUCCCAGCGAGUCCUCUUCCGCCAACUUCCGAGACACCAGAGAUGAGCCACCAACGGGAGGAUUCCCUAGCCAGCCACAGCAGCUAUCGCACGUCUUUGUCAAGCAGUCGCCAUGGAAGCUCAACAGCAAGAUCGUCAACAAACAGCUUUUCACGAGGGUUUCGCACUUUUAUAGAUGACACCCCUCCGCUGCCACCUGCACCACUCCGCACACCUAAAAAAUCAUCGUUCUCCCAAGACUUGCACUUAUCGGUGCGCUCAUCGAAUCGAAGUGAGCGAAGUGGGGAAACCUAUAGCGGGUUUGACUUCGACCUCCCGGCGAAGUCCACGGCUUUGCAUGAUCUCCCGGAGGAAGGUUCUCCCACAGAUAUCAAUGACAGCCCCGAGCAUGAGCACAGCAUACUCUCGCAGAAUCAUCUACACCCAACCGCGGCCGAGUCUGUAUACGAUUCACCGAGAAAGAAUUCGGAUGCAAGCGAAAGCGCUCUCUCAAUCACAAGCUUUGCGCGAGCUCUGGGGUUAGACGAUCUCGUUCCUGACGCAGACAGCUCUUUGUCAUCUAAUUCCUCAGCGUCAGAAACCCACAGUGGCAGCUCCAUGUCUAGUCUUCCAUCUGACACGAGUCUCAACCGACACAAGGCUACGGAUCCGCUCAAUCUUGGCCCCUUGGUCGAAGAGCUGCCCGCAAGAACACGACAAACAAUUAUGGAAUUACCAGGUCGUGUGCGCAGUACAAUGGAUGAGGUGCCCACAAUCCCAGCGGCAUUUUUUAGUCCAGACUCCCCCACUGAUCCUGCUAUUAACCGAGGAAUUUUAUCCCUGAUUGUUGAAAAACGAGAGAAGCCAUUGCAAACUUCACAGCCUCAGGAACCUCAAGCAUCCUUAGCGCCCAACGUCCAUGAAGAUAGAAAAGAACCUCAACCUGAGCUGGAAAUUGAAUCUCAAGCGCCUCCCUCCCCUCGACCCGUGCAGCGGUCGGCAACGGCGCCACUUCCCCGACACUCGACCCGAUCAACCAUCCGGAGCAAAGGUCAAUGCAAAGGCUGUGGCGAGGAAAUCACCGGCAAAUCAGUCUCUUCCUCGGAUGGUCGCUUGACAGGAAGAUACCACCGCGGCUGCUUUGUCUGCUUUGAGUGUUCCUCGCCUUUCCAAACUGCAGACUUUUAUGUUCUGAAUAACCGCCCUUAUUGUGCACAGCACUACCAUGAGCGAAACGGAUCUUUAUGUGGCACCUGCCACUGUGGAAUCGAGGGUCAGUAUCUGGAGACCGUAGAGCGGAACCAGAACCGACCUGAUCGCCGCCGAUUUCACCCUGGCUGUCUACAGUGUCGUACUUGCCAUAUGCUCCUGAAAGGAGACUACUUUGAGUGGAAUGGAGGGGUCUAUUGCGAGCGAGAUGCCCGCCGCGCAGCAGCGACCUAUCACCCACCAUCGCCCGGCCGCCGACGACCUACGAUCGGAUCUUCACCAUUGGCCCAGUCCGGUGGAUAUCCUCCCCCGAGCGGCUACCCACACCCUCCACAUACGCCUAAUCAGGGCCUUCGCCCGGGCCCCCGCUUUCCCCCUGGCGGUGCCGGACGCUUCCCUGAGAGACGAACGACCAAGCUCAUGAUGUUUUAA